AUGCUUCGUCCGACAAGAACGCUGCGACAAGCGGCUCGCGCCGUCGCACGCGCACCUCAUCCAUCGCUCACUCUUUCCAAUGCCGUCCGCUCUGCGCUCACCGCAUCUACCAAGACUCCACUCGUGGCGCUCGAGUCUACUAUCAUCACCCACGGCCUCCCCUAUCCUUACAAUCUGGAAGUGGCCCGCGAGCUUGAGCAGACGGUAGUUGACCAAGGUGCCGUUCCUGCCACGAUCGCUCUACUGGAUGGUCAAGCUUUGGUCGGCCUUAACUCGCAGCAGCUCGAGAGGCUCGCCCGGUGCGCUGUUGACCAGUCUAAGAACGAUGCCAUCAAAGCAAGCCGAAGAGACAUUGCUCAUGUUCUCGCGAAGGGCAGUGAUACCGUCGGUGGCACCACCGUGAGCGGAACAAUGGUCUUGGCUUACAUGGCUGGCAUCAAGAUCUUUGCUACAGGCGGCAUCGGCGGUGUGCAUCGCGGAGCUGAGUCGACCAUGGACAUCUCAGCUGACUUGUCCGAACUCGGUCGCACGCCCGUAGCAGUCUUUUGCUCUGGACCCAAGUCCAUCCUCGACAUCCCACGCACGCUCGAAGUGCUCGAGACAUUCGGAGUCUCCGUCACGACGUUCAAUCCCACUGGAGAGUUCCCCGCCUUCUACACCUCCAACUCUGGACUCCACGUUCCUUACGCCGGCAACGACACGCAGGCUGCCAAGUCCAUCCUUGUCAACGCCCAGCUCGGCCUUCAGAGCGGUCAAGUUUUCGCCAAUCCCAUUCCUACUGAAUUCGACCGCAUCGGCGCCCAGAUUCAGCAACGUGUCGAACAGGCAGUACGCGAAUCGAUAGAACAAGGCAUCGACAAACGUGGCAAAGAGGUGACGCCUUGGCUACUCAAACGACUAGCAGAGCUCAUCCCAGAGAGCAAGCAGAGCAAUCGUGCGCUCGUCGUCAACAACGCCAAAAAGGCGGCGCAAGUAGCGGUCGAACUCGACAGAAUGGAGAAGGAGGUUGAGCGUGCUGUCGACACACAUGCUCUGGGUGGCAUCCCAUCGACUGUGAGUUGA
Pseudozyma hubeiensis SY62 is the source of this 1062-nucleotide messenger RNA. RefSeq lists its product as hypothetical. The coding region runs from base 1 to 1062 and encodes 353 amino acids. The record is from RefSeq and is a predicted model, not a curated record. Lineage: Eukaryota; Fungi; Basidiomycota; Ustilaginomycetes; Ustilaginales; Ustilaginaceae. The transcript has a single exon. Gene Ontology annotation, molecular function: pseudouridylate synthase activity.